Molecule: messenger RNA, 870 nt
Organism: Phytophthora sojae
Lineage: Eukaryota; Oomycota; Peronosporomycetes; Peronosporales; Peronosporaceae
Exons: 5
Biological process (GO): transmembrane transport
Molecular function (GO): transmembrane transporter activity
Source: RefSeq, a predicted model, not a curated record
AUCUCCAACACUAUGUACGGCGCGUUGCUGUCGAGUGGGUGCCCAGCAUGUUCCUGCCGCUGCUGGGCGGGCAAGAGCGGCCACCGCAGCUUCCGCUUCUUCCUGGUGUGGAUCUGCGUGGGGCGGGCCAUCUUCGCGCUGGGUGUGCAGCUCAAGAAGAACUGGCUGGCGCUGUUCGGGCGCGUGUUCUUCGGUGUGGGCGAGAGCAGUGUGGUGGUGGGCGCUCGCGCGUUUGUCGCGUCGUGGCUCCGCAACAAGGAGCUGACGAUCGCCAUGGGCGUGAGCGUGGCCAUCACGAAGGUGUCCAAGAUGUUGGCCAAGGCGACUCUGGCCCCCAUCGCGCUGUACUUCGGCGGGUACGUGCAGGCGCUGUGGUACGGCGUGCUGGUGUGCGUGCUGUCGGCGGUCGUGGGUAUGCUGGUGUGCCAUUACACACUGAACCUGAAGCGCAUCGUCAAGGGCCACGUGCUCAAGGACUACGCCGACAAGAAGCGCCAGAAGCACCGCUGGCACAAGCCUCACGCGCAUGCCAGGCAGAUUUCGUGCGAGAACGUGAAGAUCAUCUCCCGCAUGUUCUGGGACUACUCGAUCGGCAAGGCUGGCGUGGUGAGCAGCAUCUCGCACCUGUUCGUGAUGCUCGCGCCGUUCAUCGGCCUUCGGCCUUGCCAUCGACCGGUCCGUCGCACGCACCCUGCUGCUUAUCCUGACUGCUAUGGUGCCGGUGCUGUGGAGUUGCUGGCCGUUUCCACGGUCUUCAUCUGCUCGAGCAAGCAGCUACUGCGCGAGAGGCGGUCGACCAAGGUGUCCAAGAUUGCGCUGGUUGAAACGAGAUACAGGCACAGCAAGAAGCAACUUGACAUGCAGAAUUGA